AACGAUUCAAAAUUUGACAAAAUGUCAACAUCGAAAUUCACGUUCAUGGUCAAGACCCUCGUGAACCUAACAUGGCCGACGUUCUCUCCCAACAGAAUCAAGAAUUUCGCGGUUGUUAAUCACCCCUCAAAACACGAACCACCUCAAUCGGGAGAUACUGAAGAUAAACUAGCGAAGUACUGGUCAUCGAACAAGACAGUUGGGGAAGUUUUGCGAAAAGCGGAUACAUUGUACGAAGAUAAGAAUUACAUAGAGGUUUACGAACUGUUGAACAGGCUGAAGUACAACAACAACUCGGAGGUGAAAUGGAGAAUUGCAAGGGUAUUAUAUCAGGCGACUGCCGAUAACGUUCUGCCACUGGAAAUUGAAAAGGAGAUGAUUGAUGAGGCUUAUCUGCUGUUGAUGGAAGAAGCCAGUGAAGGAAACAUGAAUGCCAACGUGCACAAAUGGUUUGCCAUUAUAUGCGACUGUCACCACAAACUAUUGGGUCUCGAAGAGCGCAUAAAGGGUUAUCAUCAUGUACUCAAGCACCUUCGCAUAGCUUACAAGCUUGAUCCUAACGAUGUGACAGUCAGCUUUUUGCUGGGAAAACUCUGCUUCGAUCUGGCAAACUUGCAAGGUUUCAAGAGGUUCAUAGCUGAAACAUUUUUUGCAGAACCUCCCAGAAGUACGUUCGAAGAGGCCUACCAAUAUUUAGGAAGAGUCGAGGAAAUAAGCGAACGGAAUUUUCUCAGCAAUGUGUAUUACCUAGGUCGAACAUGCUACAAACUGAAGCAAUUCUAUAAAGCCAAACACUAUCUCAAUGUUGCUUGUUGUAUGAAGCCGAAAAAUGAAUACGAAAGGAAGCAAUUUGGGGAAGCAAAACAGUUAUUGGCUAGAGUAGAAAAGUAUACUUUAGGUAAAGAGAUACUAUAUCCAAACUUCAACUGUGACCUCGAAAAAACUAUGGAAUAGCAUAAAAGCGCCUACUGAGAAAAUUUGAAUAGAUAUUAUGCAUAACAUAAUGAAUGA
Messenger RNA from Coccinella septempunctata (seven-spotted ladybird), 1011 nucleotides. RefSeq names its product regulator of microtubule dynamics protein 1-like. Gene Ontology annotation, molecular function: microtubule binding. The coding region runs from base 22 to 954 and encodes 310 amino acids. The transcript is spliced from 3 exons. Gene Ontology annotation, cellular component: mitotic spindle pole; cytoplasm; spindle microtubule. Lineage: Eukaryota; Metazoa; Arthropoda; Insecta; Coleoptera; Coccinellidae. The record is from RefSeq and is a predicted model, not a curated record.